AUGUCUGACCGAGGUCGCGGCAUCCCGGAGGAGGAGCUCUUCAUGAGCCGCCCAGCACGGGAUGACGGCGACAGCCCUACCAUCGAACCCCUGAGAAUCUUCAAACCUCAGAGCCCCAGGCCGGCCGUAGAUAAGCAGACCGACCACCGCUUCAAGUAUCCCUACCCGGUUCCGACAUCCUCUGCGGGCUCCUCCUCCUCGAAGCCAGCCUUCCCCUUGCCACCCGGCGCAUCCAGCUCUGCGGCGCCCUUGCCCUACCCAGACGAAGACGACGACCGAUUCACCUCCCAGUCUACUCGUCCAACGUAUACCACAGACAGCCGCAAGUCUUCGGCUGCCUCAGGAAGGGUAUACGGCUCGGGAGGCUCUUCGAGCCCUGCACCUGGGAGCUACAACGAUAUAUCGCCCCGGUUCAACCUCAGUCCUGUGGGCGACAACCGUCCCGGCCUCGCGGAGAGAAGAGGCACAGCUCCUAAGCCCAUCACAAGCCCGACAAGUCCUGGUGGCGAUAAGGACGAGCUCUUCGCAAAACCUCUGAAGAACCAGCAGAAGGCGUCCUCAACGUGGCAGAGUAAGCCAUAUUACCCACCGCCCGAGAGCACUACCUCAUCCGGCUCAGGUUCGAGCUCUCACACCGCCAAUGCAAAUGUACAUGCUCAGCGCCAGGAUUCGAACCAUCUGGCCAUGCCUUCUGAUGGGAUGAACCGCUUCCCGUCUACCGCCUCAAACUCCACCACCAAGGCCAACAGGGGCUCGCCUCCCCCACCUGAAACUCCCAUCGUCGAACCAGGGAAUAUACCAGGUGGUGGUAUCGAAGCCCGGUAUGCGGCCGCCGGCAUAUCUGGCACCGCGACCCUGAACGCCCUGCAAGCGCAGCAGGCGCAGAGUGCUGCAGCUUCGCAGCGGCUUGCUCAAUAUGGCGGCCAGCAGCCACAGCAGCCACAGCCCACACGGCCCUGGACUCCCACCGAUCACCAAAAUACCCACGAUGCCCCCACCGUAUACCAAGGCUCUGCUCCGGUGGGCAGUCCGCCGCAGGCCGCUCACCCUGCUCAGCCUCGCCCGAACGCCUCGGGCGAUGGGCCUGCGCUCCAAGUGAGUGUGUUGGAGCAGGACUUUCAGCGCAUGCAAGCGUCAACACCACCGCCUGCGUACACCAGUGUGAAUCCCGGUGGGUCAUCUGCCUACCCAGCGGAAAAGCAGAGGCCUGCGGCCGGGAGACAAAGCAGUGCGAGCUCUGCUACAGCAGCUCCUCAACAGUCAGCAGCAGCUGCUGCUGUUGCUUCUACUCCAGCCCAAAGCGCUUCUGCUGGUCCGAGUGACGGAAAGAAGCCAACGAUUUCAACCUCGUCUGUCGCCGCCGCCGGACUGGCUUCUCCCGUUACGGCGCCACACAAUGCGAACCACCCAGCUUUCGCGAACGACCCAAGACCGGCAAGCGCGCAGAAUGGCCAUCCAGCCCUGCAGCACACGCCUUCCGUGCUCACCCAGGCACAGUCGCCUCCUCCGCUGCCAGAAGGUUGGAUCGCGCACUUGGAUCAAAACUCAGGCCAGUAUUACUAUAUCCACCUCGCGACGCAGGCGACGCAAUGGGAAUUUCCCAAAGGACCGACCCCGAUGUCGCAAGACGUGGCGCCCCUUUCCCCUGUGGGCUCAACGUACGGCAACCCGCUGGCAUCUCCCUUCUUGGGAGGCAAGCAAUCUCUGGCCUCACCUGGGCUAUAUCCUCCGUCCACUCCGGGGUAUGCAGAGAGCAUCAUGAGUGUCGCAACAGCUACGCCAUCAGCAGCAGGCUUCUCAGGGCCACCACCCAGCGCUGGUGUGGACAUGUACAAGAUUUCACCAACAAACGGUGUGUACUUCGGGCCGUACCUCCGGUACACCAACAUGGACGUCGAAAAAGGACAAUGGCUUGGCAGUAUCAUGAUCAUCACAGACGCUCCGCAGCCUCCCACAAUCCAUAUGCAUUUGAGCGUGGACCUCUCCCCGAAUCCACGGCAGCUGAUCCCACAGUCCAUAUAUACUCACCAGCGUUGGACGUUCUAUAAGUAUGAAAUUGACAUUCCGAUGGGCGAAGGCGGCUCUGAGCGAUGGACAUACGCGAUCACAUCACACCUGGGAUGUACCAGAUACGAGUUUGUCGUUGCUGGCCGACAUGAGAAUGGCUGGCGGUUCAUCGCGCACUCGGGUAAUGACUUCGCUGUGAGCACGUCGCAGAACGAGCGGGCCAAGCUUGGUGGCGCGGGUCUCAUGUGGAAGGACGUGCUGCAGAAAAACGUUGAAUGUGGUGGCUUCCACGUCCAGAUGGGGCUGGGAGACCAGAUUUACGGAGACCGUCUGUGGAAAGAGGUUCCUCUCCUCAAGCAGUGGCUCUCCAUGCAAGGCAGGGAAAACCGUAAGAAUGCACAGUGGACUGCACGGCACGAGGAGGACGUUUCCCAUGCGUACUUCCACUACUAUACUAGCCACUUCGACCAGCCUUUCCUGCGUGAAGCGUUUGCGCAAAUUCCUCACAUCCUGCAGCUUGACGAUCACGACAUCUUCGAUGGCUUCGGCUCGUAUCCCGCAUAUAUGCAGCAGUCAGCCAUAUUCAAGAACAUCGGGCGGAUAGCCAUCGAGAUGUACCUGCUGUUCCAGCACCACACUACUAUCGAGAUCCUCCGCAACGUUAACCAUGAUCUGGACCUCUUCACUAUUACGGGUACGGGAUGGCAUUUUGUCAAGUACCUUGGCCCAUCCGUUGUCGUAGCAGGACCGGAUCUGCGGUCGGAGAGGAAUCAGAAUCGCGUCAUGGCCGGACCCACGUACCAGGGAAUAUUCCCCAAGGUCGCCAUGCUACCACCCUCCGUACAGCACUGCAUUUGGAUGCUCUCAGUCCCGGUUGUUUACCCGCGUCUCGACACGGUUGAGACACUGGCAAACACAUUCGCCACGGGCAAGAAGGCAGUCAAUUCAACAUACAACCUACUUGGCAAAGCAACUUCGUCCGUCGCAGGCAUUAUUGGUGGCAAAGAGGUCGUUUCUCAAGGGUUUACUCAAGUGAAGAAGGCCGUCGGCAAAACUGGACUAAUGGGUAAUGUAUUGAACCAAUUUGGUGAUUUCGAACUCGCCGAUGAGCUCAGGGACCUGUGGACCCAUGAAUCCAAGGACCUUGAGAGGACGUACUUCAUCAGGACGCUGCAAGGAAUUUCACAGCAGAAGGGUAUUCGAAUGACUUUCUUUUCCGGAGAUGUCAACUCGGCCGGCGCAGGCCUGGUGCACGACCCGUCGCACCCAUCAGACCACAAGACCAUGUACCAGAUCAUCACGUCGCCCAUCGUGGCGUCGCCGUCAGGCAACUACAUCCUCAAGAUGCUGCACAACAACAAGCUGCUCUACGUGCCGGCCAACGGGCACAAGUCGACGCACGAGGUGUCGGACACAAAGGAGGACAUGAUGGAGAUCUUCCACACGGAUGCGUCGGGCGCGGCGCGCGAGCUCAAGAAGCUCAUCGGCCGCCGCAACUACGCCGCGUGCGUCGUGUACGACCCGGACACGCUCAACGGCGGGGCCGGCGGCGUCGGGGGCGCGGCGGCCGCCAGCAACUACGCGCAGAGCACCACCGGCAGUGGCAGCGGCGGGAGCGCCGGCGGCUCGUCGGCCGGCCUCAGCAAGCUCAGCCUCGCCGUCGACUUUGUCGUGCAGGGCGACGGGCAGUUCACCAUGCCGACCAAGUACGGCCCAGUCAUCGUGCCGCACCUGGAAUUUGGACACUGA
Messenger RNA from Diaporthe citri, 3756 nucleotides. RefSeq lists its product as uncharacterized. Lineage: Eukaryota; Fungi; Ascomycota; Sordariomycetes; Diaporthales; Diaporthaceae. Gene Ontology annotation, molecular function: protein binding. The coding region runs from base 1 to 3756 and encodes 1251 amino acids. The record is from RefSeq and is a predicted model, not a curated record. Gene Ontology annotation, cellular component: membrane. The transcript is spliced from 3 exons.